GGCAUGCGCAGGGAGAAUCUGGGUUUCGCGCGCUGAAGCUGUCUGAUUUGAGCCCCGCUGUUUCUUCUCCGUGCAGUGAUGAGUCUGUGGGUAGAUAAGUACCGACCUACCUCCCUGUCCAAACUGGACUAUCAUAAGGAGCAGGCGACUCAGCUGCGGAAUUUGGUACAAUGUGGAGACUUUCCUCAUCUGCUGGUGUGUGGGCCGUCCGGAGCUGGGAAGAAGACCAGAAUAAUGUGUUUGCUAAGAGAGCUGUACGGUGCUGGGGUGGAGAAACUGCGGAUUGAGCACCAGUCCAUAACGACUCCGUCAAAAAAGAAAAUCGAGAUUAGCACGAUCGCAAGCAAUUAUCAUCUGGAGGUUAAUCCAAGUGAUGCUGGUAAUAGCGAUCGUGUUGUGAUCCAAGAAUUGUUGAAAAAUGUCGCCCAGUCACAACAGCUGGAGACAAGUACUCAAAGGGAUUUUAAAGUUGUCCUGCUAACAGAAGUGGAUAAACUCACUAAAGAUGCUCAGCACGCCUUGAGAAGAACCAUGGAGAAGUACAUGUCUACUUGUAGAAUCAUUUUAUGUUGUAAUUCUACAUCAAAAGUAAUUGCUCCCAUAAGAAGCAGAUGUUUGGCAGUUCGUGUGCCAGCUCCGAGCAUUGACGAGAUCUGCACAGUUCUGUUUAAUGUGUGCAGGAAAGAAGGACUCUCUUUACCACAAGAGCUUGCUCGCAAGAUUGCAGAGAAAUCUGGCAGGAACCUACGAAAAGCGCUUCUCAUGUGUGAGGCUUGUCGCGUUCAACAAUAUCCCUUCAGCUCAGAUCAAGACUUACCAGAAACCGAUUGGGAGGUCUAUGUGAAGGAGACUGCCAAUGCCAUAGUCAGUCAGCAAACUCCACAAAGGUUGUUGGAGGUCCGUGGACGACUAUAUGAACUUCUAACGCACUGUAUUCCACCUGAGAUUAUAAUGAAGUCUCUAUUAUCAGAGCUACUCAAUAACUGUGACGGACAGCUGAAAGGAGAUGUAGCGCAGAUGGCCGCAUACUACGAGCAUCGGCUGCAGCUCGGAAGCAAAGCCAUCUAUCAUUUGGAGGCGUUUGUAGCAAAAUUUAUGGCCAUCUAUAAGAGAUUCAUGGAGGAUGGACUCGAUGCCAUGAUGUUCUAGUUUUAUAUCCGCAGGCGCGUUCUUGGACCAUGUUAGUGCUUCUUAAAUUCAGUCUUUUGCAUAAGUUUCUAUAAUACGGAAGUAAGAGUUGUGGAAGAUACUGCUCUAGUAAGCUCUGAAGAAGAGGGGGUUCUUAAAUCUGUGAUUGGUAUUUGCAAAUACAACACCUCUAUGGAGCCUUCAACCCGAUGACAGACCGACUUCCCUGGGGUUUGUUCUGCAGGAAGGUUUGACAGCCUCUUUAGAAGACUUCAUUGUUGAGAUGAGGGAUGGUGAAAAUGAUCGGUUGUCACUGCUGUUCUCAAAUAGCUAACAUUUGUACAGUGUGUGCUUUUCAUGAUGUGUUUUCUUGUCUGAUCUUCCAUGUCCUUGUUUGUGGAAAAUUGCUUUCUUGUUGAUAUAAAGUAUCUGCAGAGAAC
Messenger RNA from Bufo bufo (common toad), 1568 nucleotides. It is a transcript of the gene RFC3, whose product is annotated as replication factor C subunit 3. The record is from RefSeq and is a predicted model, not a curated record. Gene Ontology annotation, cellular component: nucleus; DNA replication factor C complex. Lineage: Eukaryota; Metazoa; Chordata; Amphibia; Anura; Bufonidae. Gene Ontology annotation, molecular function: ATP hydrolysis activity; DNA clamp loader activity; DNA binding. The transcript is spliced from 9 exons. The coding region runs from base 79 to 1149 and encodes 356 amino acids. Gene Ontology annotation, biological process: DNA repair; DNA-templated DNA replication.